AUGAACGACACAUAUGGUGCUGGUCUCCAGGAUCCAGCGCCUUCAACAUCCGUCGAACAUAAUCAGAAUGCAGGCCAUUUCUCUGCCUCUGAUGCACCUGAAGCCACCUUCAACUGCACCGAAGCCAAGCUCUUGCUCAAUCAAUAUGCGAUGAUCCAGGAAAAGUGGGAUAAUAUGAGAAAAGAUUUUCUCAAAGCUGCCGAUGAACGAUUAACGUGUGCUCUCUGCCAUGAAUUUCAUGGAUACGACCAUGAUUGGAAAGAAUUGUUCAGCGGUCUGGUCGAAAUGGAUUUCGGCGCUGAGACUCUGUCUGGAGAGAUUGAUGGCACGAAGAAAGGCAUUACUUUGGAGACCGUAAAUGCUUGGCUGAAGAAAUGGGAUCUAAUGGAGGAGAUGUAUGACAAGGAGUGUAAGGGAAGUGGAUGCAGACAGUGGGAGGAGGGCUUCGUCCAGACCCAACAACCAGAAAUCGACAACAAACCUGAUCGUAUCAGACGGGUGAAUUGCGAUUGGAUGAUUCAAGGGACCCAGGCAGCUACCAGUACAGAUACAAGUGGUUGGAAUACUGUUGAUCGAAGUAACGGUAGUCGAGGUAGCGAUCGAGCCCAAGGAGGAAGAGGAGGGGGUGGAGGAGCACGAGGUGGUAGAAGUGGAGGGGCAAUAGGAGCAAGAGACGGAGGCACCAGACUCUGCUUCAACUACAAUCAACCAGGACAUGACAGGGCCAUCCCGAAACACUUCGCUCGCCAUCUCGGUCAAACGGAUGAUCUGGUCAAUAUGAUCUCAAUCCUCAGCAUCAAGCUUCUACCUCUCUUGCACACUCUUCUCGAUUUCGAAGAUAUCGAAACGGAGGACAAAGAAAACUCCGACACCUUUCGUCCAAGCCCCGAAGUGCAGACUACUCCAGCUCCCAGCACUUUCGCUCAAGUAUUUCAAAAAUCCUCCGAACUUCAUGGGGGAUAUGAAACCCGUGGUCUGACCGAGUUGUACAAGCAAUGGAACGCAGAAAUCAUUAAGAUGAUGGAGGUGUAUGACAAUCGUCAGAAAUGCCAGAACUGUCACGAGAGCCACGAAUGCCAGAACACCGCCGUGCAAUGGAUUAAGUGGCAUAGCAUGAUGCUGAGAUUGAAAGUGGAGAGUGUGGACGAAGCAGCAUUCAAAAUUCUAGCCAUCUUGCCUAGAAUCAUCGAAAGCGAAUAUCAUCAGAGAGUCAGCGGUACGGCCUGUAGAAAAUCCAAGCAAAUGCGGGCAAAGAGAUCGGGAGAACGAGAUGCAGGAAAUGAUAGGAUCGAUCCAGAGACGGAGACAGAAAAGUGUGGCGAGGCCUAUGUCAAGGAUGCUGCUGGAAUGAAGGAUAUUUGA
Mollisia scopiformis is the source of this 1362-nucleotide messenger RNA. RefSeq lists its product as uncharacterized. The record is from RefSeq and is a predicted model, not a curated record. Lineage: Eukaryota; Fungi; Ascomycota; Leotiomycetes; Helotiales; Mollisiaceae. The transcript is spliced from 4 exons. Bases 1 to 1362 code for a protein of 453 amino acids.